AUGAAUAGGUUUCAAGUUCUGAAGUACAGCAGUUUUUUGGCGCAAAAAUCACCUCUCGUAAUUAUAAACUCCCCCAUAAAACGUUUUAGAAGACGGUCAACAUGUGACGAAUGCGUAACUCCAAUUGAAAAAAAACCGUGUUUCGAUAUCAACGAGGUGGUAGUGGAGCGUGGGAACCAGUGUCACGCGAAGCUUAUCAAGUCUUUUCUUUAUAACCACUACUGGCCAAGGGAGCCCAGCGUUGUUGGACUCUGGAUGUGUCUCAACUGCCCAUACCUUGAAGUUCUUACGGAGAAAUAUUCUCAUUCUGGUGAUCGUCUUUUAGCGCUAGAAUUGGUGAAACGUACCAAAAAACGGAAACUAGUGGGAGUAUGCGUCGCGAAUAAAACAUUUUCUUGGAUGGCAGAGGAAUUAGAAGAAUGGGCGCAUUACACACCGUCCAGCCCUGAACGGAACAGAAUGUACUUUAUCGCGCACUGUUUGAAAAACCCCAAUUUAUUUAAUAAAUAUAAUGUCAAAUAUUUAUACGAUGUCGAGGUCCUCGCUACGUCGUCGGAUGUGGCUGGACAAGGUGUAGGCACCCUCUUGUUGCGGACUGCCCUCGAUCACGCAGAAGAACUCCGACAUCCUCUUGUGCAAGUUAUUGCCGUCAGUCAAUACAUGUCAAAAAUUUGCGAAAAUUGUGGUAUGAAGCGCGAAUGGUCGAUGAAUUAUUCGGAUUUUAUCGACGACGCUGGUCAAAGAGUGUUCUUCCCGCGAAGACCGCACCACGCGGUCAAUGUCUACGUGAAACAUUUCGACCCCGCGUUGGGAGGCCGAGUGACUUGCAAGCCAUCCUUCAUG
Molecule: messenger RNA, 843 nt
Organism: Brenthis ino (lesser marbled fritillary)
Lineage: Eukaryota; Metazoa; Arthropoda; Insecta; Lepidoptera; Nymphalidae
Source: the annotation of a GenBank genome assembly